Fusarium falciforme is the source of this 1317-nucleotide messenger RNA. RefSeq lists its product as hypothetical. Lineage: Eukaryota; Fungi; Ascomycota; Sordariomycetes; Hypocreales; Nectriaceae. The transcript has 2 exons. Bases 1 to 1317 code for a protein of 438 amino acids. The record is from RefSeq and is a predicted model, not a curated record.
AUGUCCAGCGCCUCUUCUACCACGACGAAUGAAAAUGCAGAAAUAUCCGACUAUCGCAUUCUAACUAAGCCCAACCACAUACUGUCCAUAUUUGGGAACCAGCAACAGUGGAACUUCUUCUCCACAUUCGUCUUUACUAGCCAACAAACUGGAACUGUUCCCAUCAAUACGUUGGCAGCUCUCACCCCACAGAUUGCCCAUGGUGACACUGUCAUACGUGAGAUUUGCGUCGCAAUCGGGGCCGCCGCGGGCGCAUUCACGGACCCGAACUCUGAUGCCUCGGCUGAUGAAAAACUGUCAAGAACCUCGCUCGUGCAUUAUAACCGCGCAGUCAGCACCAUCACUGAAGCCAAAACUACGAGCGACACUCUUCUCACGGUGGCUGUGGCGUCCAUACUCUUUGUUACGUACGACAUGUUGCGCGGUAACACAUCGAGUGCGUUUGUUCAUUUUAAUCACGGCCGGAGAGUGGCCGACAGCUACUUUGACAGACGAUGCAAAGAGCGAGGCGUCACACUAGACUCCUUGCCGAUGUCUACACUUGAGGCAGCCCUCUAUGAGAUGGUGCAGCGACUUACCACCUACCCUUGGGCUCUCGAAUUGGGCUUCACCAGUUCUAGGACGGAUCACAAAGCUCACAUGUAUUGUGAGAGAAGCGACCACAGAUAUCGCCUGGAGGACUUACCGGCCUGGUUUCGUGAUCUACCACAUGCAUUGACGUGGUGGGAUGUGGUCCAGCAUUACCUGUAUCAACACGACUUUGCCAAGCACCAAGGACAUCAGACUCCUGAUAAGAGGACGCCAUGGGAGCAAUCUUUCGACAUUCUUCAGCAAUGGCACAACGGCUUUUUACCACUUCUUCAAUACGCCCGACAAAACAAAACCCAGGACCUUUACACUUAUAUGAGUACUUGCAUUCUGGAAGCGCUAUAUCUUGAAGCCCUGACAAAUCUGCAUCUAAAAUUCCGCCCCGACUCGAAUGUUUUCCCCGACAACCGAUCAGUUUAUCUCGAAAUCGUCCGAGCGGCACGGGAGAUGCAGCAAAACUGGAACCAGGCACGAGGCAUCGCGGUCUUGGACAACGCGGUCGCUCGGCCACUCAUCUUUGUCAUGUUUAAAUGCCGCGAUGCCUCUAUACGGCAAGAGAUCCAAGAGAUGUUGUUGAAGUUUGAUCCGAGUUCUCAGCUUGCGUUGCCGCUGUUGGGCACUGGGUUGGCAUCUCACGUCGUGUGGUUGCAACUCGGGGGCUUCUUCUCCCUAGCCCUCAGACUCAGAGGUCGUCGCGUCAAGGUCCAGCCCACUGUGUUAGCAUUAUGA